AUUGUGAAUCUGCGGAGGUUUGUUAAUGUCACGGUUAGGCACAGAGCAGCUUACCACUUCGGUCUUGGAUUGUCUCCAAGCAUUCAAAUAGCCAUCUGUGGAGGAAUAUAUGCUCCAUCGUGCACCGUUUUCCAUUUUUACCUGCGACACCUAACUGAUCCUGAUGUCAUCUACCUCGAAUUACACCACUCUCAUCUUCGACAUUGGUGAUGUUUUGUUCUCUUGGUCCCCGCAGACCAAAACCUCCAUAUCCUCAAACGCUCUACGUAAAAUCCUUUCUUCUCCUACUUGGACUGACUAUGAAAGGGGGAGGAUUUCCCAGGCUGAGUGUUAUGUUAGGGUCGGCGGCGAAUUCUCUGUAGACCCCACAGAGGUUGGCCGUGCGUUCCAAGAUGCUCGUGACUCUCUGCAGUCCAACGAAGAGCUCAUAUCGGUUAUUCGACACCUCAAAGCACGCUCGGACGGGAUGCUACGUGUCUUUGCCAUGUCAAAUAUUUCUGCGCCUGACUAUGAAGUUCUUCGUACCAAGCCUGCUGAUUGGUCGUUGUUCGACGGCAUCUUCACCUCCGCCGGCGUGGGCGAGCGGAAGCCUAACCUUGGUUUCUACAAGGCAGUGAUUUCGAGCACAGGGGCUGACCCCUCCCGCACCAUCUUUGUGGAUGAUAAAAUAGAGAAUGUCCUCUCCGCGCGUUCGCUUGGGAUGUGUGGUAUUGUUUUCGACGAUCAUCAUAAAGUCGUCCGCGCGCUUUAUAACCUACUUGGAGAUCCUGUCGAAAGGGGCAGACAAUAUUUGACCGUGAAUACGAAGAAACUUCUAUCUGUAACUGAAAACGGCAUUUUCUUACGGGAGAACUUCGCUCAGCUCCUGAUACUGGAGGCGACUGAUAACCGGAAUCUCGUCAAUUUGACUGAUACACAUCGGACGUGGAAUUUCUUCCAGGGAAAUCCAUUGCUUACUACUGAAGAGUUUCCCUUUGACCUGGAUACCACGUCCCUUGGGUUGACCGUAAUGGGCAGCCCUGAGGACGUAGCACACUCCGUUAUGGAUGACAUGCUUGACUACAUUGAUGACGAUGGGAUUAUUCAGACAUACUUUGACCACCGCCGACCUCGGUUUGAUCCGGUUGUGUGCGUCAACGCGCUGACAUUGUUCUAUUCUUAUGGACGUGGCCAUCAACUUGAUCGCACCCUUCACUGGGUACGCGAGGUGCUCCUGCAUAGAGCUUAUCUCGACGGUACGCGAUAUUACGCGACCCCGGAGUGCUUUCUUUAUUUCCUUGGCCGGCUGCUUGAAAUCAGCAACGACGUAUACUUGGCAGCCUAUAUAAAGCCGUUGCUGAUCGAACGUGUUCGGGAGCGCAUAGGGACUGAUGGUGACGCUCUAGCGCUCUCCAUGCGGCUCCGGCUUUGUGCCUACCUCGGAGUACGCAACGACGUUGAUCUUCGUACUUUGCUUCCUCUGCAAUGUGAAGAUGGAGGCUGGGAGAUCGGGUGGAUCUAUAAAUACGGGUCCUCCGGUAUCAGAAUCGGAAACCGCGGUCUUACCACAUCUCUGGCCAUGAAAGCCAUCCUGGAGAUGCAACAACGCUUCCCUAGUCCCCCUCGUCCCCUUCUGCGCUACCCGCAGUUCCCCUCGUCAAGCAGGCUUAUACCACUGCACAAUCUCCUCCUGAGCGCUUUUUUCGUCGCAAGAGCGAUUCUUCAACCACUCCCAGCUCUAUUGCAGCGAGCCCAUCGGCCAGUAUUAGGCAACCGCUCCAUUGCUUCCAAGAUGAUUGAAGAAAUGACGAAAACUGCAGAUGAGGCAGAAUUCUGACGACAGAAUCUCCGCCGUGGUUCGCGGCGCUUUUUGCUUUUUCUCACUGUACAUGUCCAAUAUUUGCGACACUUUCAAAAAACCAAUAUAAACCAGUACUACUGUGCCUUUCUGUGACAUUUAUUGUCCUUGAACGGAAUCCUACACACUUACAGCAAUUCUAGACUUUCGUUGUAAAAUCUAGACCCCUUGCAUCAUCAAUGCAUUAUGGCGUAACCGUUCCAUGUUAUCAAGAUCCUCAUAUGAUCGCCAGAGAUGUCGUGCGACAGGACUCCACUGACAUCGACUCAAUCAAGCAAUCAUGCACGCGAAGUUUCGGUUUAUACUUGACCCCUCAC
Molecule: messenger RNA, 2154 nt
Organism: Suillus subalutaceus
Lineage: Eukaryota; Fungi; Basidiomycota; Agaricomycetes; Boletales; Suillaceae
Product: HAD-like domain-containing protein
Exons: 4
Coding region: 164-1816 (550 amino acids)
Source: RefSeq, a predicted model, not a curated record